AUGCUUUCAAACUUGUUGUGGUACAUUUGUAUACUAAUUUCAUCCUUCAUUUCCACUACUCAUUCUUAUAAUAACAAAUGCUUUCGUCAUCAGGAGAUCUUGUUGCUUCAACUCAAGGAUGAGUUGAUCUUUGAUUCUUCUCUUUCAACAAAGCUGGUGCGAUGGAAUGAAAGUGGCGAGUGCUGCAAGUGGCACGGUGUAGAAUGUGAUGCUUCUGGCCACAUUGUUAGUUUGCAGCUCGAUGAUGAGGCCAUCUCUGGUGGAAUUGGGGAUUCGUCGAGUCUCUUCAGAUUUGAAUAUCUGCAGAAGCUCAACCUCGCCUUUAAUAAUCUAUACUUGAACUACACUCCCAUUCCAAAAGGAAUUGGCAAUCUGACAUAUUUGACACACUUGAAUUUGUCAUAUGCUGGUUUUGGUGGGCAGGUUCCUUUUGAAAUUUCAUCGUUGACAAGAUUGGCUAGUCUCGAUAUCUCCACCCGGCGUGGUACUCUAAGUCUCGAGCACCCAAAUUUGGAGAUGCUUGUCCAAAAUCUAACAAGGCUUGAAGAGAUUCAUGUCGAUUUGUCAUUUAACUACUUGACCGGCUCACUUCCUUCUACAUUGUUUGAAGGACUUUCCAAUCUUGUUCGCCUAGAUUUGAGUUAUAAUUCAUUCUCUGGCAACAUUCCCCACUCUCUGUCGGGUCUCCCUUCGUUGUUGGAACUUGAUCUUAGGAAAAACCAAUUUAAUGGUACUUUUCAACUAGACAACUUUCGAAGCCUUCCCAAUCUCAUAUUGCUUGGUCUAUCUGAUAACAGCUUGUCGGUAGAUGUUGGCAACAUCAGUUCAAGUUCACAUGGAUGUUUCCGGUUAAAAGUGUUAUACCUAGCUUCGUGUAACUUGUCCAACUUUCCCGAUUUCAUCAAACAUUUGAAUUUGGAAGAACUGAAUCUAUCAAACAAUAGUAUUGCAGGGGAGAUACCUAGUUGGAGCUGGGGAACACAACUUAGCUAUUUGGACCUUUCCUUUAAUCUUCUGACAGAUAUGCAAAAGCCUUACCACAUGCCAGCCUCUCUUGGGAUCCUAUACUUGCAAUCUAACCAGCUUGGGGGUGAGUUGCAGUUGUCCAUUCCACUUGAAUCUGAACUCUUGUCCUUGUCUCUUGCUAAUAACAGUUUAAGUGGAUUAAUUCCAACCUCCCUCUGCAAUGCCACACAUCUUAACACUCUUGACUUGUCUGGAAAUAAAUUAAGUGGUAGCAUGCCCCGUUGCCCACUUGAUAAUAUUUGGUUUCUCGAUCUGAGUCAAAACAACAUCAGUGGCGAAAUUCCAGAUAUUUUUCCUAUGAAAUGUGUGCUACAAUAUCUUGAUCUUAACAACAAUAAUCUUGAAGGGAAGAUCCCAAAGUCCCUCGAAAGUUGCCAUUCGUUGAACUACAUGAAUGUUGGAAACAACAUGAUGAACAACACUUUCCCAUGCAUAGUAUCAUCGAUAUUGGGUGUUCUUGUUUUGCACUCCAAUAGAUUCCAUGGGGAAGUAAGAUGUCACGCUAGUUGGCCAAAUCUCCAAAUUCUGGAUAUAUCAUCGAAUCAGUUUACUGGUGGUCUUGACUCAUUCAACUUCUCAAGUUGGACGGCUAUGGCGCUACCGAGUGAUGGAAAAUUGGGCCGCAUUAAUUACAACAUGCGGAGGUCUAGCCUAACAUUAACCAUGAAAGGGCAAAUGGUAGAUGUUUAUAACAUUUGGUCAAGUUUUGGUACCAUUGAUUUGUCUUCCAAUAAUUUUCAUGGAAAGAUACCAAAUGCAAUUGGAGAUCUCAACUCACUUUAUCAACUCAACUUCUCCCACAAUGCCCUCGAUGGAAGCAUCCCAAAAUCAUUUGGUCAGUUGAGUAAUCUCGAAUCACUCGACCUCUCUGUAAACCAACUAGUUGGGCCAAUCCCAGAGGAGCUCGGAGGGCUCACAUUCCUUGCACACUUGAAUCUCUCCUACAAUAUGUUUGUUGGAGCGAUCCCAAAAGGUCGUCAAAUUCAAACAUUCUCAGCUGAUUCAUUUGAAGGAAAUUUGGGGCUAUGCGGUUUCCCUCUCGACAUAAAUUGCAGUAAUACUAAUUUACCACCACCGGGAUUUGAUGAAAAUGUGGAAGAGGAGAUGGAGAUAGAGUGGGAAUAUGUGUGUGCUGCAGUUGGAUAUGUUGUGGGAGUAGGAAGCAUCGUGUGGCUGCUUUUAUUCUGUCGAAGCUUCAGAGAGAAAUAUUUCGGCAAAAUAGAAGAGGUUGUUGAAGGCAUGUUCAUCGCCAGAGACAUGAGAAGAAGACGUGCAAGAAGAGAAGCAGCAGUGAGGAAUCGAGCCGGGAGACAUUAG
Messenger RNA from Salvia hispanica, 2343 nucleotides. The record is from RefSeq and is a predicted model, not a curated record. NCBI's taxonomy places the organism in Eukaryota, Viridiplantae, Streptophyta, Magnoliopsida, Lamiales, Lamiaceae.